Panicum hallii is the source of this 1651-nucleotide messenger RNA. RefSeq names its product peroxisomal (S)-2-hydroxy-acid oxidase GLO2-like. The record is from RefSeq and is a predicted model, not a curated record. The coding region runs from base 419 to 1528 and encodes 369 amino acids. Lineage: Eukaryota; Viridiplantae; Streptophyta; Magnoliopsida; Poales; Poaceae. Gene Ontology annotation, cellular component: peroxisome. Gene Ontology annotation, molecular function: oxidoreductase activity; FMN binding. The transcript has 12 exons.
CAUUAUCAAAUCAAAGCCAUCCCAUCCCACCCAGCAGGGGAUCCCACCGCCACCAGCAGUGCAUGGAAUGGAUGGUAGUGCUGCUCCGAUCUGGUCAGACUUCCAACUUCAUCCCUCCCUAUCCAGACCCAGAGGCCCCCACCGAGACUCCCCACCCGGCUGCCGGCUCCCGGUUGCCUCCCCCAAUCCCGCUGCGCUCCCCAAGCCACCCCCCUCCGCCCCAAUGUCAAUUGAGCUGAACCGCCGAUAAUCGCGGUCCUUUUGAUGCCAGUGCGGCAACUUGUCAAGGUACCACUACAGCUUCAUCGCCCUCCGGCACUCCGGCGACAGGACGGGAUGGCGGGUUGCUGGCUGAGGGCUGCAGCCCUUUGUUUCGGUCAUCGCCCUACCUCUGGUACCACGGCCAGCCGGGAGGGAGAUGGUGCUGAUCGCAACAAAUGUCUGCGACUACAAGGAGCUCGCGAAACAGAAGUUACCAAGGAUGGUUUAUGAUUACUAUGCCUUGGGUGCAGAGGACCAACGCACAGUUAGGGAGAACAAGGAAGCAUUCUCCAGAAUUCAGUUUCGACCAAGGGUACUGAUUGAUGUGUCUCACAUUUACAUGUCCACGAGUGUCUUAGGCUACAGUAUUUCCAUGCCUAUCAUGGUUGCUCCUACAGCCUUGCACAAAAUGGCCCACCCUGAAGGAGAGCUUGCUUCUGCUAGGGCUGCAGCUUCUGUAGGAACUAUAAUGACAUUGUCUUCCUGGUCGUCCUAUAGUAUUGAAGUGAUUAAUUCGACAGGACCUGGAACCCGUUUCUUCCAACUUUCAGUAUACAAGGACAGGAACUUAGUGCAACAGGUUAUUGGAAGGGCUGAAAAGGCCGGCUACAAGGCAAUUGUACUGACAGUUGAUGCUCCAUGGCUUGGCCGCAGAGAAGCUGAUGUCAAGAACAGGUUCACCUUACCUCCAAAUGUGGUAUUGAAGAACUUUGAAGGGGUAGACUUUGGCAACAUAGACAAGGUGACUGAUUCUGGCUUUGCUGCAUACUAUGAUGCCUGCCAGGUUGACCCCUCUCUUUCUUGGAAGGAUAUCAAAUGGCUGCAGACAAUUACUUCGCUGCCAAUCUUAAUGAAAGGAAUCCUAACAGCAGAAGACACUCGAAUCGCUAUUGAAUCUGGUGCUGCCGGUAUCAUCGUAUCCAACCAUGGUGGCCGCCAGCUAGACCAUGCCCCUGCAACCAUCAGCUGCCUAGAAGAGGUUGUCGGAGAAGCAAAGGGCCGCGUUCCUGUAUUCCUCGACGGAGGCAUCCGCCGUGGCACUGACGUGUUCAAGGCCUUGGCACUAGGAGCCUUAGGAGUUUUUAUCGGCCGGCCGGUGCUGUUCGCCCUGGCAGUGGACGGCGAGGCCGGCGUGAGGAAGGCGCUGCAGAUGCUGAAGGACGAGCUCGAGGUCGCCAUGGCGUUGAGCGGCUGCGCGUCGCUGAAGGAGAUCACCCGGGGCCACGUCACCACCGAGGGCGACAGGAUCCGUCGCUCUAUGCUGUAGUCUGAAACUCCCUGGGCUGUCGGUUGAACGCCACGGUGAGCAUGCGUGACUGUUACAUGGAUUCAGAGAUUCAGUGUCUCCUGAGACAUCUGCUGUUCUUGUUGCAACUUUUGAUGGUUUGCA